AUGUCGAAACUAUUCAAAUGGAUUUUAUUGUGCGUUUGCAUUGAGCUUUGUGGAGGUGAUAUUCGUUUUACCAAUAUCAAGUGUACCGAAUUUCAUCCGGAUUUUGCAACUUUUCCACAAUGCCGUCUUAAAAUGGUGAAGCGUGGUGUAGUCGCUUUAAAUAUUCAUGUUGCGCUUCAUCAGUUGCCUGUUAAUAAUGUAUCGGUCAAUGUUUCGUUGUGGAAGAAGGUCAGUGGAUAUCGUCCUUUUCUUUAUAACGUAACCGAAGAUUUCUGCAAAUUUUUACGAAAUCGCAAGAAGAUACCAUUUUUGAAAAUAGUUUCUGAUAUUUUGCUGAAGGAUUCCAACAUCAAUCACACAUGUCCUUUUAAUCAUGACAUUAUUGUGAACAAUUUAAUUUUAAAGGAGGAAAUGUUCAAAUAUCUUCCUUUACCCAAUGGUGAAUACAUGUUUCAAUUCAAGGUGGGUGCUUAUAACGAUUGGAAGGCUGAUGUGAGGGCAUACUUUGCAGUCCGACUCAAGUUUGUUUUUACAUGGGCGAGUACCUCACAAAUGUUUCCAGCAUUAGAAGGCGAAAAUCGCCGCUGA
Molecule: messenger RNA, 588 nt
Organism: Stomoxys calcitrans (stable fly)
Lineage: Eukaryota; Metazoa; Arthropoda; Insecta; Diptera; Muscidae
Exons: 4
Coding region: 1-588 (195 amino acids)
Source: RefSeq, a predicted model, not a curated record